ACGUCAGCCUUCGCUUCCCUCCCCAGUCCUCCCCCCAUCUCCUCGCGCUCCGACGUCCAUGGCUUCUUCUUCUCCUCCUCCGUCGUCGCUCUCCCUCUCCUUCUCCUCCUCGCUUCCCCGAUCCCCACUUCUCGAAGGCGGCGCCGCCGCCACCGCCGGCAGAAGAGGCGCGGCGGUGUCCCUCCCGGCCCCGUCGUCCCGGCGGGUGGUCCUGUGCGCGUCCGCGCCACCCGCGAGGAAGGGCGCGAGCGCCAAGCCCUCGCCGCCUUCCUCGGCGGCCACGAAGAAGAGGCACUGGAAGGAAGGAGAGUACCCUGGGAUCUCCGAGAAUUCGGCGGCGGCGGCGAACGGGAGGAGGCGGCGGCCGCCUCUGAAGAACGUGAAGAAGAAAUUGGACCGGCAGAGCAACGCCGCGGCGUGGGCUUGUACCGUCACCGAAGCCCUUUCCGAUCGCAUUCUCAAGAAGCAGUGGAUGGAAGCGCUUGAGGUUUUCGAUAUGCUGAGGGAGCAGCCAUUUUAUCGACCAAAAGAAGGGACUUACAUGAAACUCCUCGUUCUGCUCGGUAGAUCGGGCCAGCCCGACCGUGCUCGCCAGCUGUUCGAUACAAUGGUCGAUGAAGGAUGCGAACCCACUUCUCAACUCUAUACAGCUCUGCUGGGGGCUUAUUGCAGGAACAAUCUCAUCAAUGAGGCAUUCUCAAUUCUCAGUCGAAUGAAGGGCCUCCCUAAUUGUCAACCGGACGUUUUCACAUAUAGUAUCCUAAUUAAGGUGUGUGUCGACUCUUCACGUUUUGAUUUGGUCGAAUCACUUUACCGGGAAAUGGCUGAUCGGUUGAUAACUCCUAACACCGUCACACAAAACAUAGUUUUAAGUGGUUAUGGGAGGGCUGGAAAAUUCGAUCAGAUGGAAAAGGUACUUUCGGGUAUGCUUGAGAGCACAGAGUGCAAACCAGAUGUCUGGACAAUGAACAUCAUUCUCAGUGUGUUUGGCAACAAGGGGCAGAUUGAUGUGAUGGAAAGAUGGUAUGAGAAAUUCCGAAAUUUCGGGAUCGAACCAGAAACUCGGACUUUUAACAUACUCAUCGGUGCAUAUGGAAAGAAGAGAUUGUAUGACAAGAUGUCAUCUGUGAUGGAGUACAUGCGUAAGCUUCAAUUUCCUUGGACAACCUCGACCUACAAUAACAUGAUCGAGGCUUUUGCAGAUGUUGGAGAUGCACACAACAUGGAAUAUACUUUCGAUCAGAUGCGCGCUGAGGGCAUGAAAGCAGAUACCAAGACAUUCUGCUGCCUUGUACGUGGAUAUGCCAAUGCAGGUCUCUUCCAUAAAGUCAUAAGUAGCGUCAGAUUAGCUGGCAAGUUUGAAAUACCAGAGAACGCAUCAUUCUAUAACGCAGUUAUAUCAGCAUGUGUAAAAGCUGAGGAUCUAUUGGAAAUGGAGAGAGUAUUUAAGCGGAUGAAAGACAAGCACUGUCGCCCGAAUUCGACCACCUACUCAAUUAUGAUAGAGGCAUAUCGAAAAGAGGGAAUGCACGACAAGGUCCAUGAUUUGGAACAGGAGAAAGAGGAGACUGUUCUUGAUGGGUCCGAGAACGAGUAUGCCCUCGGGCCAGAGCCGGUGGCGGAUGCUUAAGGAAACCUGAGCAAGUACUGUGGCCUAGUGCAGGUGUGCCGUGGAUCAUUCGCGGGUUUUCUCAUACAGCACGGGCUCUUUCCAUGCUGCAGAUAAUGCGGGUUCGGCCUCUCGACGGUCCUUUGGAUCCAAUGAUGCUUCGGGAUAGUUUGCUCAGGUGGCUCAAACCAAUGUACGCAGCUGAUGUACCAACAGAGGUAACUAGUGUGCUCCAAUUGAUGAUAUCUUUUCUGGCCGGUGGGAAAAGUGGUCAUUCAUGUAUCUGUGCGAUUCAUGGCAAGGAAAAAGAGAAGCUGUGAUUAAGUAUUGUUGUA
Syzygium oleosum is the source of this 1944-nucleotide messenger RNA. Its product is annotated as pentatricopeptide repeat-containing protein At3g06430, chloroplastic. The transcript has 2 exons. The record is from RefSeq and is a predicted model, not a curated record. The coding region runs from base 59 to 1630 and encodes 523 amino acids. NCBI's taxonomy places the organism in Eukaryota, Viridiplantae, Streptophyta, Magnoliopsida, Myrtales, Myrtaceae. Gene Ontology annotation, molecular function: mRNA binding; protein binding.